CACGUACUGUCCAAAGGUCUGCCACCAGCCCCAGAACUUUGCCAAAAGCAUAGCUGUGCAAGCCAAGCCCCACCACCACCACCAGCAACAAGACUGCAGCUGGUCUUACCCAAGUUAACAUGAAAUGUAAUGGUGUUGAGACUGAAUAAGGUGAGAAUGAAUGGGUGACUUGCACUGGCUUUUAGUGGAGUUUGAAAACAAUGCAGGCAUUUUACUCUGGACAGGUCCACUUUCCCCUCUGCCCCGUUGCACAUGAUUCCACAUGCAGCCGUUGGCCCCAAUACAUUUGUGCUCUUACACUGGAAGGCUACGUGUGUCUUUAACAACUGAGAUGUAGUAUUCAUCAAAGAACAAAUAUACCAAGAAUUGCCAGGCUAAUGUAGAGAAUAAAGCUUGUGCCUACUCUGAGAGCCCUGGCAUCUUAAACAGGCAAGGUUCCUUUUUAAAUGAGAGAGGGGGACUAGCAAGGAAUUCAUUAAAAGCACCUAGAUUCCCCACCCCACCCCCCAAAAAGGGGUUAGGUGCUUUCCAAAGAUCCUGAGGGAGGGCAGUUUUCUCAUUUUGUUAUACUGCUUGGAUAAUUCUUUCCAUAAUUUGGAGUUGCACUUGGCUGGUAUUUCAGACAUCUGUUUGAGUUUCAGAGGGCCCAGGGGAGCCGUCUUGCUUAAUUACUGCAGAAGCUUGGCAGAAUUAUCGAACUGGAAGGUGGGGCUUCUUAGCAUUACAGUCUGGGGCAAGAGUUUUUUCGUUCACAGUCGAGACGGCACUGCUUGCACCCUGUUCAAGACUGCUUGACUUCUGCAACCUUUUCAGGCUAAUGCUCAGCAAUGGCAGCCAAAAACAAGCCAGUGAUGCAGAACAGAAGCCCCAAGGAAAGCAGCGUGUUACACAGAGUUUUUCAGUUACCAGUGGUGAAUUCAGCCCUCACCAACCUCCAGAGGACAUACGCCAGUGCCAAAGAGAUUCACCCCUUGAUGGCAUCAGUGUGUGCCACCUAUGAGCGAGCCCUCCAGAAUGCCAGUUCCUUGGCUCUAUGGAGUGUGAAGCCUGUGGUACAGAAACUGGAGCCUCGGCUUGCAGCAGCCAAUGUUUUGGCUUGUCAAGGUUUGGAUCAUUUGGAGAAGAGGAUUCCUGUCCUCCAGAAACCAGUGGAGAAAGCUACCUCUGAUUUGAAGGACACCAUUCUAGCUCACCUUCACUGUGCUAUAUGUUCUGUCAUGGACAUCUUGGAUAAAGUCUUAGGACUGGCUGCCGAAAAUGAUGAGCAGUCCGACAACAGUGUGAAGAUCAAGACAGAGAAUGUGAAGAGUAGUCAAGUGAACCAGGUGGCUAAAGCUUCUGCAGUCAGCAAGCUGGAGAAUGUGGUGGAUUGGAAAAUGGAGCCCAGUUCAGCCUACAAGUCUCCAGGGGGAUGUGUAUCAAAAAAGGUACCUUCUACCAGCACCUUUGGAAGCAUUAGAUCCUUAGCUGCUGCUGUUUCCCAGCUUGCUUUCAGACAGUCAUCCCAAGCCAUCCAGUUUACAAAGGACAAAGGAGUGAAACUGGCUAUGUGGAUUUCAUAUUUGAAAUUCUUGGGGCUGGUUGAGCCUGUUAACAGAUUUACCUCUUCUCUCUUUCUCCCACCUUCCAUUCACCAGUUGCCCUUCCCAAAGGUUGUGGUAAAAGAAGAGGAAGCAACAGCGAUGGUCGUGGUUCCUCCAGAGCCUUGCCAAGAAGGGGAGGGGGUCCAGCCUGUUACCCCUGACAGCAGGAAGCACAGCGGGGCUUCGCAGCUGCAAGAGAGGCGGUCUAGUCGGGGUCACUAUCCUCUUCCCUUCCUCAACCUUGAUGAGCCCCUCACCCCGCAUCAAAGCCCAGCCUUUGAAGCUGAAUAUAGCGUGGCCCGGAAAUCUGCCUUCUCCCCUUACAAGGAGGGGUCCAGCAGCAGGAGAUGGAGCGAAGGGCUGUUCCGUCCCAGCCUGGACGCCACCUACGCAAGGGCACACUACACAGGACUCUACAGCACUGCUCUCAAGAAAGACUAAGCUAGUGAGUGGGUUUGCUCACAAUGCUAAGCUAUGAUUUGUUCAGUAUGGUUUACUAUAUAAACCAUUGUUAGAUGACUUCACACAACAUGCUAAACUACAGUUCAACAAUUCCAAUGGUGGAGAUCUUAUAUCACACUAAGCUAGGGCUUGCAAAAUCGCACAAUUGAUACAGCCAUGAAUCAUGGUUUGACAAACUGCUGGGGCUGGAUUCACACAGUUCACAGAACCACAUUCUGGCUUUAGGCUGUGUGAAAGAAGCAACUGACAACCCAAACCUUCUGCUUAAUUUACUGCUCAUGUUAACUUAGUUCAAAUCUCUUCAUGCCCCAGCAAUGACAUCUGCUCUUGUAAUGCCAGCUUAUUCAUACUGCAUUUAAAAAUUCUCCAAUAAAAUAACCACACUUUUA
Molecule: messenger RNA, 2434 nt
Organism: Candoia aspera
Lineage: Eukaryota; Metazoa; Chordata; Lepidosauria; Squamata; Candoiidae
Gene: PLIN1
Product: perilipin 1
Exons: 7
Coding region: 828-2024 (398 amino acids)
Biological process (GO): lipid metabolic process
Cellular component (GO): lipid droplet
Source: RefSeq, a predicted model, not a curated record